CUGCCCGCCGCCCCGGAAGGCGCUGGGCUCGAACCGGGGCCGCGGCGGCUCCGGCAGGCGCUCCCCGCUGGAUCAGGAGCUGCUGCCCCGGCGGCCGAAGGUCGGAGAUGGGCCGGCGCUCCUCGGACACGGAGGAGGAGGGCAGGAGCCGGAGGAAGAAGAAGCACCGCCGGCGCUCCUCCUCCAGCAGCUCCUCGGACAGCCGCGCCCACAGCCGCAAAAAGUCGGGCAGGAAAUCCAGGUCCAGGUCGCGCUCUCGGGAUCUCCCGUCCUGGUCCCAUUCCUAUGAGAAAAGGCGCAGACACAGAUCCAGCAGCAGCUCUUCCUACGGCUCCAGGAGGAAGCGCAGCCGCUCCAGGGGCAGAGGCAAAUCCUACAGGUCCCAAAGGUCCAGGUCAAAGAGCAGAACCAGGAGGUCGCGCUCGCGGGCCCGGCAGCGAUCCUACAGCCGCAGCAGCGAGCGGUCCGGCCAGCGGAGAACGCCCAGCGCCUCCCGGGAGCGACGCAGGGGCCGCGACAAGGACAAGGCCAAGGACAAGGACAAGGGCAGAGGGAAGGAGAAGGAGGCUCACGGAACCAAGGCCGGGGACUCUGCGAACAUCAAAGCUGGAUUAGAACAUCUGACUCCUGCUGAACAGGCCAAGGCCAGGCUGCAGCUGGUUCUGGAGGCAGCUGCCAAAGCAGAUGAAGCGUUGAAGGCCAAGGAGAGAAGUGAAGAAGAAGCCAAAAGAAGAAAGGAAGAAGACCAAGCCACCCUCCUGGACCAAGUGAAGCGAGUGAAGGAAAUCGAAGCCAUCGAAAGCGACGCCUUCGUCCCACAGACCUUCAGGUCCAGCAAAGAAGUCAAAAAGUCAGCAGAACCUGCUGAACUCCAACAGGAGCCUGUCAGCGUGGGAGCCACUGAGGCAGCUGCUGCUGAGAAAGAGCCUCCAGCUGCCAACAUUCCCACUGCCAUCAAGUACCAGGAUGACAAUUCCUUAGCUCAUCCAAAUCUGUUCAUGGAGAAGGCAGAGGCUGAGGAGAAGUGGUUCCAGAGGCUGGUGGCUCUGCGCCAGGAGCGGCUGAUGGGGAGCCCCGUGGCCUGACAGCUCCCAGGACAUCCCAGGCCACUUCCACACGGAGCUCCUACACUCAGCUGUGCUUUUUGUCCCUCAGAGGAGAUUUGGAUGAGCUGGGCAGGCAGGGAGGGUUUCAGUGGAUAACCAGGAAUGGCCUGCCCUGCUCCACCUGGGUGGCCAGGAGUGUUCUCUCCUGGUUCCCCUGAAUAACCAGGAAUGUUCUCUCCUGAAUAACCAGGAAUGUUCUCUCC
Lonchura striata (white-rumped munia) is the source of this 1309-nucleotide messenger RNA. Lineage: Eukaryota; Metazoa; Chordata; Aves; Passeriformes; Estrildidae. The record is from RefSeq and is a predicted model, not a curated record.